AUGGCUACCGCAGACGUCCAACAGCCUGUUCAGGACAACCCUGCACCUGCGAUCCCAGAUUAUCUCGCCGAUCCAGAUGCUGUGCUCAAAGACACCAACUCAAAAUGGCGAUAUGGGAGGGCACCAGAUUAUUCCAAGACACGAAAAGUGUACGCAGAGUCCAAGCAGAUGAACCAUAUAGCUGGCAGCCUCGAAUCGAUGGUUGAGAAUCUUGUCAAGAACUGGGAAGUUGAAGCGUCCUUCAAGCCUCAACUCUCGGAUUGGCGAACAGUCGACCACAGCAAGUACUCCUUUGCCAUCAAUGGAGGUCCAGGUCAAACAGGUGAGCAUAUGCUCAAGGUUGGAACAUACAAUGCCAUUAUUGCGCCAAAUGAGUACUACAGUCCUGUAUACUCGGAUUUUGCAAGCAGCCACAAGACCUUCAAGCGUAUGAUGCCAACCUUUGCGUGGGAGGUGCUGGAAGUCUACAGCGGUCCGCCCAAAGUUGCCUUCAAGUGGAGACAUUGGGGCACCAUGAAGAAUGACUAUGUCGGGUUCAAUGACAAAGGAGAGAAGGUCACAGCCAAAGCCCAUGGAGGAGCUAUUGACAUCACCGGCAUUACAACUGCUACCGUAGACGAUGCAGUACGACUCCAAGAUGUCAACACGUACUUCGAUCCGAUGGAGAUGUUCCGCCAGAUCGCUCCCAACGGCAUUGUUAACAAACAGGUCGUCGACAGGAGAAUUGAUCCUUCUACUGCCCUCAAUACCGAAGUUCCAUCGCAGGAUGGUGUGAAGCUCGCACAA
Molecule: messenger RNA, 786 nt
Organism: Aureobasidium namibiae CBS 147.97
Lineage: Eukaryota; Fungi; Ascomycota; Dothideomycetes; Dothideales; Saccotheciaceae
Exons: 3
Source: RefSeq, a predicted model, not a curated record